Molecule: messenger RNA, 1260 nt
Organism: Episyrphus balteatus (marmalade hoverfly)
Lineage: Eukaryota; Metazoa; Arthropoda; Insecta; Diptera; Syrphidae
Gene: Pex16
Product: peroxisomal membrane protein PEX16
Exons: 4
Coding region: 103-1098 (331 amino acids)
Biological process (GO): peroxisome organization
Cellular component (GO): peroxisomal membrane
Source: RefSeq, a predicted model, not a curated record
GGCUGUGUAGAAUUCCUUCAUAAAAUAAUUAUCCAAUGCAAAUAAAUAUUAAUAUUUUCCAUUAAUAAUAAUACAAAAAUUAAAAAAUAAUUUUAUCACAUCAUGGCAACAUAUAUUAACACAUUAAAACAUUUAUUUGAAUCAUACAAAUUAUGGGUUGCCCAGAAUCCCCAAGUAAUAACUGAUGUUGAAACAACAGCCAAAUGGGUGUCCUACUUCAUUGCUGGACGAAUAUCGAAAUCAUCAAUUGGCACUGAAUUAAUUUAUACUCUCUCCAAUUUGCUUAUAUUAUUUAAUGAUAAAAUAAUUGAAAAAGCUCAUGAGGCAAACAGUGUUGUUGAAAAGUCAGGCUACCGGUUAAAGGUUAUUCUAACUACAUUGGAAUAUUGUGAGGUGCUUUUGGAAACAUCAGCAAGAAGAAUUUAUGGUGAAAAAGUCAGAUGGACAGUUAUUAUAACUAUUCAAACAAUUAAAGCACUUGGAAGAUAUUUGCUUCUUUUUAAAUAUUCCGAAAGCAUCAUUCGAUCGCCCCCAAUUAAGCAAUUAAAUCGCAAAACUAUCCAACAACAAAAACAGUCUGAUUUCGGCCUAAAUGAUGUACAAAAUGGAGUUGUUAAACUGGAACGAUCUGGGCGUGUCAUUCGAAAAGUCGAAGGUGCUCCUCCAUUGCACUUUAGAAAUUGGCAAUCACUACAAAGUGAUGAAACAGCAAAACAAAAAACUGUGGUUUUAUAUCAAGCAGAAGCCUUAUACAUUGCCAAACCAUUUUUACAUUUGUUGUCAACUGGAUUAUUUGGCACAAAGAGUUGGAAGAGUUAUUCCAUGGCAUUAGCUUUGGAUAUUAUGAGCAUUCGUUUAUAUUACAAAAAACAACAUUUAUUGACAAAAGAACAAAGAUUGGAAUUAUCACGGAGAUCGUGUAGUGUGUUGAUGUUCUUGUUAAGAUCACCAUUUUAUGAGGCUGUAAGCAAACGUAAAAUUGAUUGUUUAAUUGAUUUGUUUGCAAAUAGAAUACCAUUUGCCAAAGCUAUUUGUGAACCACUCAAAGAUUACAUUCCACAAUGGCAGGAUACAUAUUUUUAUAUGUGGUCAACAUAGUUUGAUUUAUUAUGUUUGGCGUUAAGUUAAGUGGGUAAUUUUAUAUAUUUGUUGGAUGGGAUUCUGUUGGAAUGGUAACUCUUUAAAAGUUGAGUUAGUUUUUUAUUUUAUUAAAAACGUACCUUAUUUAAAAAAAAAAAACUUUAAAUUGGAUAUUAUAAA